Messenger RNA from Heterostelium album PN500, 810 nucleotides. RefSeq lists its product as uncharacterized. Bases 1 to 810 code for a protein of 269 amino acids. The record is from RefSeq and is a predicted model, not a curated record. The transcript is spliced from 6 exons. Lineage: Eukaryota; Evosea; Eumycetozoa; Acytosteliales; Acytosteliaceae.
AUGGAUGAAGAACCACAAAAUAUAAUUAUAGAUAUUUUUCCUAGAGAAGCAAGAUUUUAUGAUGUUUCUACAGUUGGUAGAGUCUUUGUCUUUGUAAUCCUUUUUGAAUUACUAGAAGUAUUGACUAUGUUAUUUAUGACAAUUACAAGUUGGUCAAAUUAUAUUCUUCUUUACUUAUAUGUCUCGGCUUUCUUAUUAUAUUUUGCAAUUAAUUCUGUUUUAAAUGAAAACAAAUAUCAAUUAUUUAGUUUUAUUCUAGUCAAUACUGUAGUUUCUUUUAUUGAAAUUUAUCAGUAUUUCAUUUCCGAAAAUCUACUAGAGAUUUAUCCACUUAUUAGAAUUAUUUCUAAUUUCAUAUUUAUUCCCCUUAAUAUUACUCUUGGUUAUUUCACUUUUAAACAAUUUGGUUGGAGAUUAUAUAGAAAGAUUGGAACCAAUAUAGAGUUACGAAGAUAUUAUAAAUUAUAUCAAAUAUUUUUAUCUUUCUUAAAGUUAGAUAUAUUUUUUUCAGGAUUAACAUUCGGUUGUUACUCAUUAUUUUUUGUUGAACACAAUUACGAACAUUACAUAGAAGAAAAUAAAGCUUUGAUGUUUAUUUUCAUUGGAAUGUCUUGGUUAACUUCAACCUAUACUGGUUACAAAAUCUAUUCUAUCAUUGGCGAAAUGAUAGUAAAAAUAGAACCAUAUAAUUUAGGUAUUCCAAUUACAAUUUUUAGCAUUGUAUCCGUCAUAAUAAGAAUAUUAGUAGAUUAUUAUUCUAUUAGAGUAUAUCGUAAUUUCGAUAGAGGUUUAAAAGUUGGUGCUUUUUGA